Messenger RNA from Leptopilina heterotoma, 5342 nucleotides. It is a transcript of the gene stau, whose product is annotated as double-stranded RNA-binding protein Staufen homolog 2. The coding region runs from base 194 to 2554 and encodes 786 amino acids. The record is from RefSeq and is a predicted model, not a curated record. The transcript is spliced from 9 exons. NCBI's taxonomy places the organism in Eukaryota, Metazoa, Arthropoda, Insecta, Hymenoptera, Figitidae.
AUCUUUCCUUUUGAGCAGUAGAGUCUACAGCAAAAUGGCCGCAUUUUAGUCUGCAGAUUCGUUUUCUUUACUGUUUGCCAAUAGUUGUUUAAUAGGGCCUGACAGUGAUUGUGAAAAAGUGACAUCGUCUGUUUCGCCGAAAAUUUUAUCGACGAAACAGCUGAGAUUUUUCUUAAUAACCUAUAUACUUUGAAUGGAAGGACCGAUGCGUCCGAUGCAACAGGCAAGUAUGGCCCCCCCUCAACAGCCUCAGCAUCCUCAUUCGCAUCGGAAUCCGCAUGCUGGACAUCAAAUUCUCUCGAUGUCCAAUCACACUCAACAGACUCAUAUACCUCAUCAUAUUCAACAUCCAGUGAUGUCACACAGUAACCAGCGACACAUGAUGAGUCAAAAUGCACUACAUCGCGUACUUGUUCUCACAACUUUCCUCAUACUUUUUGUCGGAUCAGAAGCCGGAAAAAUUGAAGUGCCUUUCAUCGAUUUCCCAGACAAUUGGCAUGAACUUUUUGGUACAACGGGCUGUUUUACAGGGACGAUGGUUAAUGUUAAUUUACAAGUAACGUUGGCUAAAGAUCAAAUAAUGACCCUCCAAAAUCAGGCGAAUAUUCAGGCGCAAAAGAAUACAAUUGAACAAAAUAAAUUGACAAUUAUUGAGGGAAAUGAUGAUUCUAUUCUUAAUGAUGAUUCGAUGCAAAAUCAUGCCAACGGGACGAAUUCAAAUUUGGCAAACAUGAAAGAAAAGACACCAAUGUGCUUAGUAAAUGAGCUGGCUAGGUUUAAUAAAAUUCAACACCAAUAUCGAUUAACGAAUGAGCAGGGACCAGCACAUAAGAAGAGAUUCACCGUGACUCUGAAACUUGGCGAGGAGGAAUACGUCGCUGAAGGACCCAGCAUAAAGAAGGCUCAACAUAGUGCUGCGAGUGAGGCGCUGACAAAAACAUGGUAUCGACAACCGCCGCCGAAACCACCGAGAGCACUGAGGGUUCCUGGCAAAUGUCCUGCUGCUUCCGGUCAUUUGCCACCAACUGUUGAACUUAACGCUUUAGCGAUGAAAAGGGGCGAACCAACAGUCUACACUUUUAGACACGCACCACCAGCCACUCCACAGCAGUUCGUGGCACACGGCUUUGGAAACUUUCCUCGGAUGUUUCCUCCACGUUACCCAACCUACAAUCGUGGAUACCAUCCAGAACCUCAGGGAUUUUACCUCGUUACAUUAAAGGUCGGAGAACGUGAGUUUAUAGGAAGGGGAAUGACAGGACAAGCAGCUCGACAUGACGCAGCCGGCCGAGCUCUUGAACAACUGCGUCAACUUCCUUUGCCCGAGGAAAUCGCUAAUACGUGUGCCCCGAAUGAGAACGGAACAAUAAGCAGUAUUGAUGAUCCAAAUGCGGAAUUAAAAAGUCCCGUUUCAUUAGUCCACGAAACCGCAUUGAAGAGAGGAUUGUCGGUAACUUUCGAAGUUGUCUCUGAAAGUGGAAAGCCUCACAUUCGUACAUUCAUGACCAAGUGUUCAGUGGGCGAGAAAAUGACAGUUGGUGAAGGAUCCUCAAAGAAAGUGUCGAAAAAACGAGCAGCAGAGGCAAUGUUGGAGGAGUUAAAACGACUGCCAGCAAUACAGGCGAAUAUACAACCGCGAACUUUACGUCUUAAACGAAAGCCACCAACAACUAAGAAGAAGUCGCGAAACUUGAUUAAAGUUUAUCAGGAGCCACGCCAGGAGGCUGAAAUUAUCGAGGAGGUAAAUCCGAUCUCGCGUCUUGUUCAGAUCCAACAAGCAAAACGGGAGAAGGAACCUGUUUACAAUCUAAUUGAAGAAAAAGGUGCUCCGAGGCGAAGGGAAUUCAUCAUGGAAGUCACUGUUGGACAGCAUUCAGCUCAAGGAAUAGGACCUAACAAGAAACUGGCGAAAAGAGCCGCUGCCGAGGCACUCUUAACUGCCAUGGGCUACAGCAAGCCUCAGCCACAGCCGGCGAAACCUUCUAUUAAGUCAGGUGACAAAGACAAUACAGAGGGGAAAUCAAGAAAAGUCACUUUCUUAGAGGAUGAACAGACCAACGACACUCAGAGUCAUCCUACUGGAGGAACCAUUGGACGUCAACUUGUUCCCGGACUGCUUCUAAUGGAUGGUGGUCAGGAUUCGAAAAUUGGUAGCGGACCCAGUGUUCAAGUGGUCGCUGAAGAACUUCGAGGUCAACAACAGCAACAAAUUCCGUCUGGAGUAUCUCCAAGGGACCAACUCAAAUACCUGGCACAACUGUUAAACUUCGAAGUGGAGUUCAGCGAUUUUCCGAAGUUUCAGGGACUGUACAGGGAAUAUCUAUCACUUGUGUCAUUGAACACAGACCCUCCUCAGGUUUGCCACGGUCAUGGAGCGACGAAGGCAGCUUCUCAAGACCAAGCAGCACUUACAGCUUUACGCACACUCAGCAAAUUAGGAUUAGACAGUGUGACUAAUUCGCAAAACAAAAAGGAUAAAGGCGCUGCUGGUGACAGUAUUCACGUUAAUAAUCAGGUGAAAAACAACAUCAUUAACGGAGCUCUGGAUAAAUAAGGAAUUGAGAGAAUACAAUAGCCAGCUUUAUUACUGUUAAUUUGCUUAUUACAGUAUAAUAAUUAAUCCAAUUCAAAUAUUGAGAAAAAUAUUUGAAUAAGUUCUUUUAAAGACACAAAAAAGCAGAAUUGUUGAAUAAUUCCAUUGCUUGGGUGUCAAUAAAUACAAACUCUUCGUACUUUGUUUUCUUAAAUUUUUCGAGAAUUAGUCAUGGACUAGAUUUUAUUAACAUGGAAUAUAUUAUUAUCUUUGUUUUAUUUUUUACACUUUUUUGUCAAUGUUCUAACGAAUUGUAAGAUAAAGUCCGGUCCAUCUUUUUUACAAAUUUUACAAUUUGUAAAAUUUAUUUAAAUUCUUAAAUUUUUCCCCCCUUACAAAAAAAGAAAAGAGAAGGAAUUAGAAAAUUUAUUGACGCCCGACCAAUAAUAGUAACGUUUACGUUACGAAAAAGUAUUUUUAAGAAUAUGUGCUAUUUAUUAUUAAAAUUUAAGCCAACUAACACACGAUUUAGGAGAACGUAAAACAAGAAAAAUACACAUCAACAAUUUGUAAUUUGCGUUCUUCUGAAAUGUGUGUUAAAAUCUUUACCAACAAUGUAUUAAGAACAUUAUAAAUUCUUAAUACAAAUGUGGUCAUUCUCCAAACGUUUCUGGUGUAUGGCCAUCGAAAAAAAUAAUUAAUUUGCUGAAAAAUCUGAGAUGAAAUGCGGCCAUCUCAAUUUUACAAAACUUGAUACCUUGGCUGUUUCAUUGUCAUGAAUGUAAAGGCUUCGUCCAAUUACCUAACACCGUCAACUGCAAUUUUAAUUUUAAAAAAAUUGCAUUUAAAAAAUACUUGUCCGAAAUUGUCCGAAAUCACUAAAAAGAAGAACAAAAAUGUUGACGUGUAAAAUAUGACAUUCCUAAUAUAAUUUUUACAAAUUGGUGUUUUUGAACUAAAUAUUAUCAAAAUAUUUAGUUUGGCAUAAUUUAAUUGCAAGUAGUCCACGACGCUAUAAAAGCGGUAAUUAAAAAAACAUUUUGUUCAAAGAAAAAAAUAAAAAAAACUAAAAUAAACUAGAGGGAGAUUCAAUAGAACCAUAAUUGUUGAUCGUAAAAUUGUAAAGGAAAUAUUAGCAUUAAAAUGAUAAAAUUUCCUUCUCCCCCAUCGAAGAAGAAAAAAAAAUUAAUAUAAUAAAUAAUAAAACAAAUAAAUAGGUAAUUCGAUGUAUAAGCUGUUUUUGUGUCCCAAUUUGCUUUUCUAAGGGGCCUAGAAGCAUUCUGGGAAAAAAUAUUCAUGUUAAUGUUUAUAUGAAGGUAUUUAAAGAAAGAAAAUGAAAUUUUCUCAUGCUACUGAAUUGUGUAAAAAAACAGUAGCUUGAUCGUUUUGAAAAUUUCAAAAAAAAAAUGGCAAAAUGCUGACGGCAAUAAUUCAAAAUUUAUCUCGUUGCGUUAAGAUUAUUGCAAAAUUAAAACUGAAUUUUGUUUCAAAAAGAAUCUUGAAACAACGCCCUGAAUUUUGAUUUAUUGCCCGUCGUAUGUGGUUUUUGAAAAAAAAGCCGAUUAACAUUAAUGAAUGUAGGCCAUUUAGGAUCCCAGUACACACUUUGAGCGAGUUUUGUUUCAUUCUUUUUAUAUUUGCAAACAAAAGAACUUGCAUAAAAAAUUUCUUUUUAAAUUUUAAUUUUAUUAACGAAACUCGGGUUUUAUGAUGGACAAUUUAUAACGCAAAGUUUUGUACUUGUGACCCUAAGAAUUUUUUAUUAUUUUAUAUUCGUUACUUUCGAUACGCUAUUAAUGAAUUAAUUUUUGAUUGAUUAAAACUGUAAAAAUUGUAUUGACUUUUUUUUAAUUGAAAGACAAAUUUGUUGAAUUGUUUCGAUAAUUUUCUUUUAAAGAGUAUCGCAAGCUGCUUUGUUCAGAAAAUGAUUCUUUUUUCUACUCUCUUCCCUUCUAUCAUUUAAACUUGAUUCCAGUUUUUUUUUCUAUUUUAAUGAUAAAUAUACUUGAAGCUGAAGAUGUUUAAUUUCUUUUUUGAAAGUAUAGCUUUAUAGGUAUAGAUGGGCAAUAAUCCGUAUGCGAUUUGUUAUAUGUACUAUAAGGUUUAAGCUUAGACUUCGUUGCAGACACUAGUUUUGCUAAAUAUGAUGGAAUGGAAAAAAUGAUUCCUUACAGAUUAUAUGUCUGCUAACGAUUCUAUAUUUUAUCCGUAAAGUGUGUAGACACACUACACAUGCUAGAAUUAUAACGAAAAGAUAAAAAGUAUUACCAUAAAUUAAUAAUCGACAGACAACGGUGUACAAUAUGUGAGAGGAAAAAAUUAAAAGAAAAAAAAAGGAUCAAAUAAAAUACGCCUAUCACGCUGUUUAAUUCAAUAAAUUUAAUUAAUUGUAAGUUUUUUUAAAAUUGUUUGUCAUCUUCACUUGCAGGACUCUUAAGUUUUUUUUUCAUUAUUAUACUAUUAUUAUUUAUGAAAAUUCAAUAAUUCGUUCCGAAAAAAAGGGUGGAUUAAUUUGAUUAUACAAAAAAACUGUUUCUUUUUCAUUUUUAUCGAGCUGACGAUCUAAUGCUUGAUAUAAAAUUUUUAAAAUUCUUCCCCAAAUUUGAUAUCAAGGAAGAUAUAUGAGUUGUAUGUAAAUUUAAAGAAAUCAUUUUUCUUUUCGUUGAAGAGAAGCAUUAAGGUGAAACUCGAUAGAAAUGAAAUUUAGUGUUGAUAGAAGUGAAAAUUGUGUGAUAAGUUUACGCAGACAUGACUUAUGUAGUUCUCGUUUAUCGAUUUGUAACUGAAAUCAAUAAACUGCUUCAAAAUA